Molecule: messenger RNA, 801 nt
Organism: Medicago truncatula (barrel medic)
Lineage: Eukaryota; Viridiplantae; Streptophyta; Magnoliopsida; Fabales; Fabaceae
Exons: 2
Coding region: 1-801 (266 amino acids)
Source: RefSeq, a predicted model, not a curated record
AUGUCUUCUAUAGAAUUCCGAAUUCUAAUAUUUGAUGGUAGGGAUACAUUAUUCUCGCAUGAUAAUUGGGUGGCGGAUAUUCCUUUGAGAAGUAAAUUCCCCCGUUUAUUUGACUUGGUUGUAUAUAAAGAGAGUACUGUGGAGGAGAUGGGAAGGUUAGGUUGGGAGGUUACGGUUCAUGAUACCUGGCGGUGGUUACUUGAUCUUGUACAUGGUUACUCGGCUAGUGGAGCAUAUCACUUUCUUACUACUCCAGUGGUGCCUGUCGAUAGGUACUUGGUUGAUGAUGUUUGGCACAAGUUAAUUCCAUCAAAGGUGUCAUUGUUCGUGUGGCGUCUUCUUCGUGAUCGAUUGCCUACUAAAGAUAAUUUGGCAAGACGUCGGGUUAUUCCAGCAGCUAACACGACAUGUUCGGCAAUUUGUGAUAAUUUGGAAACGGCUAGACAUCUGUUUUUGGAAUGUAAUGUUCUUAGUUCUAUUUGGCCUUCAGUGUUACAUUGGUUAGGCAGUUCAGCAGUUCUGCCUGGUGAGCUUCGACAUCACCUGAAUCAGUUUAUUCAUAUGGCUGGCUUACCUAGAUUUACACAUAUUCACCUAAAGAUAAUUUCGUUUGCUUCUGUUUGGGUGAUUUGGAAGGAGGGGAACAACCGCAUAUUUAACAAUGCAGCCUGUAAUCCUUCUUCUCUCCUAGAAAAAAUUAAGUUCAAUUCUUACCUUUGGUUGAAAUCAAAACAGACAGCUUUUAGUUACAGUUAUCAUGAUUGGUGGAAAAAAUCUCUUUUGUGUAUGGGCGUCCACUAG